Molecule: messenger RNA, 1686 nt
Organism: Rotaria sp. Silwood1
Lineage: Eukaryota; Metazoa; Rotifera; Eurotatoria; Philodinida; Philodinidae
Source: the annotation of a GenBank genome assembly
AUGGCUGAUGUUAUUAAAAGUGACAUUGAAAAAAUUGAACGAGCUUUGAAUAUUCGUGUUGAUGACGUUGAAAUUGAAAUUGCAUUAAAUGCUGCAUUUCCACAAGCUAUUUCAACACUAUUCAAUGAAGAACAAAUAAAAAAUGAACAAAUUGACGAAUCUCCGAAUUAUUAUGAUCUUGUAGCAAAUUUAAAUAGUAAUCCUCAUCGUAUUGAUCAUUCAUCUUUUCUUACAUUUGCUACAGCACUUAAUUUAUGUUAUCAACGUAAUCUUUUUCAAUUAUCAAAACAUUGUCAAUCUAUUAAUACUUCGAUUAAAUCUAAUCAAUCAAUAAAUGAAAUUCUUCCAAUACAAGUUUUUGAAAUUGAUACAAAUUAUAUUUCAAAUCAUUUAACAACAAAUAAUGAAACAAUACAAAAUAUUCGUCGAAUGAUGCAACGUGAAGAAAAAGCACGUUUAAGUUCAAAUGAAACAAUUGAAAAAUUAAUUGAUAGUGUUGCACGAAAUAUUCGUGAAAAUAAAGAACAUGAAUUAAUUCGAAGUGAAGAACUUCAAAUUGCUAAAAAAAUGCUUGAUGAUUUACGAACUUUAUCCAAUCGAGAACUAAUUCAAGAAGAAAAUGUAGAUAGAUCUAUUGAUUGGACAAAUAUAUGUGAAAUAUUGAUGAAUAAUCAAUAUACAGAACAACGUUGUCAGCAUGCUUGGCAACAACUUUGCUUACCAGUUAUUAGUUGUAAUCAAAAUUGGUCUUUGGAAGAGGAUCAAUUGCUGAUAAAUACAGUUCAAAUAUAUGGUGCACAUGCUGAUCAAUGGAAAGUCAUUGCUUUUAAUUUUCCUCAACGUUCACCAUAUAUGUGUGCAAAUCGUUAUAUGUUUUUGGAGAAUACUCGUUUGAAUAAGAUAAAGUUUUCAAAAGAACAAAUCAAUGAAUUAAAACAAGUUAUUAAAGAGUAUCGUCAUGAAAAUUAUAUUCCAUUAAAUAAAAUUGCUUAUAAAAUGGGCUGCAGUCUAUCGACAGUACGCCGUGAAUGGCGUAAUAUUGAUCCAGAUGUUCGACGAGGACCAUGGCAAGUAGACGAAGACGAAGCUCUUCUUCGAAGUGUAUUAAAACAAUCGAAUCGUGGAACAAUCAAUUGGAACUUAGUUGCAUGUGAUGUACUUGGUCGUUCGCAAACAAAAUGUUAUCACCGAUAUAUUCAUUUAACAAGAAAAAAUAUCAAAGCAGAAUUUGAAUCUAAAGAAGAUCAAUUAUUAAUUGAACAACAUCAACUUAAAAAUGCUCGCUGGUCUCAAAUUCAACCAUUAUUUCCUGGACGGUCAUGUUAUACAUUACAAAAUCGAUGGCGAAAAUUAACGCAAUAUCAUCAAAUAAAUGAAUUAUUUAAUUCUCAAGAAUUAAAUGUUCAAUUAUUUAUUUUGAAACAAUUUCCAGCAAAAAACAUAGUUCCUUUUUCAUUGAAUAAUCCUUAUCAUCCACCAAAUUUUCAAUUAACUUAUGAUCAAUUACAAUAUUUAACGUCGAAUUCUUUAUUUAAACAAUUGUGUGAUGAAAUUGAUUUAAAUCAUGUUAGUAAUUACAUUGGUAUUCGACAAUUUCUUAAUAAAUUAUCAACAUCUACUAAUAUUCAACAAAUAAAGCAAGUAUUUUUUUCAUUAAAAAGAGCACGUCAAAAACAAUUAAAGUAG